Rattus norvegicus (Norway rat) is the source of this 5566-nucleotide messenger RNA. Lineage: Eukaryota; Metazoa; Chordata; Mammalia; Rodentia; Muridae. The record is from RefSeq and is a predicted model, not a curated record.
CGGGGCGGGGCGGGGCGGGGCUGGCGCCCGGAGACUACUAGGCGCUGGGUCCGCUUGUCCGCGGCCUGGCUGGCGGAGAACAUGGCGCUGCCCCCGGCUGCCGCGCCCCCCGGGGCUAGCGAGCCUCUCGGCAAGGCUCUGUCGGCGCUGCAGCCGGAGCCGGGCAGCAUCCCGCUGCACUCGCCCUGGACCUUCUGGCUGGACAGAUCACUUCCUGGUGCCACGGCAGCUGAGUGUGCCUCGAACCUGAAGAAGAUCUACACGGUGCAAACAGUGCAGAUAUUCUGGAGUGUGUACAACAACAUCCCUCCUGUGACCAGCCUGCCUUUGAGAUGUAGUUAUCACUUAAUGAGAGGAGAGAGGCGACCACUGUGGGAAGAGGAGAGUAAUGCAAAGGGAGGUGUGUGGAAGAUGAAAGUUCCCAAGGACAGCACGAUGACGAGAUCAUAGGAGUCAGCGUGAGCGUUCGGGACAGAGAGGAUGUGGUCCAGGUGUGGAAUGUCAAUGCCUCACUAGUGGGCGAAGCUACUGUGCUAGAGAAGAUCCACCAACUCCUUCCCCACAUAUCUUUUAAAGCAGUGUUUUAUAAACGUAAGUGCUCCAUUUCCAAUCGCUAUUAUGGAGAUUCUCCUGCCAGACUUGUAGAGGUAGAGGCACACUGCGGAUGAGGCGGAAGUCAAGACCGCUCGAAACUCCAUUCACGCAGACAACAGUUCAGCACGAUGCUUGUUAAGUGUUUCUUUUAAAAAUCGAGUUUAGUUUCAGAAAUUAAAGUAAGAUUUUUUGCUCUUGCCUGAGCGCAUGAAUUGGGAAGGCAACUAUACACUGUAUUCGUGAUUUCAAAUAGCUGAACCUGACUUUAGGUCUGUCAGAGGAAAUUGUAUUCUACUGGGAGUAGUAACAAGAGCAGGCAAGAGAAGUCAUUCAGAGAGCUGGCAGGCUGAUGGUCAAGCAUCCUUCCCAUGCAGGAAUUUAUCACGUCUAACAUGUGUUUAUGGGGGAGCUAGUUAUGAUUGACAGUUCAAUUGGCAGUGCUACCCCUUCCUCAUCGUGGCGACUGUGGGCAGAGUCACCAAGAGUCCCCGUGCAGUGGCGCACACAACUUCUGGUGUGAACAGUGUGUAGACCCAUUGUUUCCAUUGUGAUGUGUGUUCAUUGCCUUUGUGUGCUCUCCACAGACACUCAUCCUUUUCACAACGAGAACGUCUUAGUGUGUUGGAACCAGUGUUUGAUACAGUGAGUUACGGGAAAUGACUGAUAGCCCCACACACAUCUCUGACAGAUUUUCUAUGUCCCAAACUGUUCUGGGAGUCGCUAACCCAUUUUUUUCUCACUAUUGUAUUUCAUUGACUCUAAGGUGCUCUUGAGCAUAAUAUACCCUAUUUAAUUGAAGGGGGGAAGCAAGAAAGGGUCUUCAGUUAAACCGGAAUGAAUUGGCGAUUCUAGAAUUUUGGAGAUUUUCAGGGGACGGAGCAGAGUCAUCUUAGAAUCUCUGAAAUGUAUGUCAUCAUUGUCUCAUUAGUCCUGGUCCUUGUCAAGAGGCUAAAAUUCAAAUUUUGUGAUUGCCCUGGUUGUAUAGCAUCUACGAACAGCCAGGCCCUCCCUGGGAGGAGUUCUGUAGGCAACAGCAAAGAAUUAGGAUCCACAUGGGGAGACGGAUCCCUCACUCUGCACUUAGGGGGCACUGACCCUCUGAAUUAUGAUAGAAGGUUUAAAAUGAAAGAGACCCUGGGGCGUUUCUCUUUGGCUGUGCAGGGUGGAGACAGGACAGGCACAGGGGUAUCAUUCCCAUUCCUUAGGGACAGGUCAACUCCAGUUCAGCCCAGAGACCAGUGUGUUUUCUGGUUUCCAGUCCGAAAGAAUAACCAGCAGAAACUGCAAAGGGAAACAUGAGCUAGCAUCAAGGUCAAGCAGGCCCACACUUGAGGACUUGUACAGUGUAACCCUAAGCAGUCACAAUUGCCCUGCUUUCCUCUCUCACCUGGGUAUCCAGAAGGUUGGUCUCAGAUGAUCUCCAAGGUUCCUUCUGCUUUACAACUCUGUCAACAAAUUGACAGGGAGCAAACUGGUCAGCAGCUCGGUGUAAGGUCGGGAUCCUCCUAGAUAAUUAGGGCCCAACUCUAGAGCCAAGACAUAGUCACCUAAGAACAACCAAGGGCAGGCAGUUCACUGCUUAGCUGUUGGGGUGGCUGAAAAGAGACAUGGGGGUUGGGGGGCACCAAGCAAGGAGAUAAGACACUGCACCCAGGCCAGCUGGAUCAAAGCUGACAGACACCCUGAGGUGUGUGAGUCAGGAGGAGCUAGCUGCGGGUCUAGGCAGAAAACUGCUCUUGAAUGACACACGUUAGCACUUGAAGGCUCAGGCUGUGCAAAUAAAAAAACUCAGAAUUCCCUGUAUUAUUUGCCAUGAAGCAGGCUGUCCUUCACUCGGCAAGGUUGCCAGCACGUGUUAUAGAAGUGAUCUGGAAAAGUGACGUCUGGACAGAAACUAGUUCACAGGGUGAGGGACAGUCCUGGGUGGGCUAGGCUGGACGUGGCCAGUUCACACCACCUUUGCCUUCACCCUGGCUCUCUGGAGUUUGCAGAAGCUAGCUGGCUAGAUGAUGUCAUGGAUCCCAGUUUAUUUAGUCCUGGCCUCCAGCUGGGCAUUGCCAUUCGUGGGAUUCUUCUUCCAACCAGAGAGAUAAUUUGAAUGAGAAAAACCGCAAUUUACACGCACCCCCCCCCCAGUUCCCUUAAGUUCUUCUGAGAGCCUUUACACUAGGUGUGAGCGAGCACUGUGGAGGGCAGGGGGGAGAGCCCAGAACUGAAGCUGAGCCAACCUCUUGGCUCCCUCCUGGUUCAGUCCCGCCUUGUGGGUGCAGCAGAGAGCAGUCUCUACCGUUCCAUAUAAUUGGGGAAAAGCAAAACUGCUUUUGUGACCCAUGGAAAUUGUGUCAGUGCUGAGUCUGAGUGCCCUUCAGUAGCUGCGUAGCAUAAGGAAGCUCCCAUUUGAGUCCGUAUUUUCUGUAGCUCCUUCAACAGUCAGGAGUUGCAUGGAUUACUACUAAAGAGUCUGCUGGCUUUUGGAUCUGGGAGCAGUCCUCUAAUUGCUUCCCCAGUUGCCCCAGGGAUGACAAACCUUUGCCCACAGCGCUGCAGCGUACGGGCUGUCAGGUUCUGGCUGCUGACACUUCAGGGUUUCAGCUGUGGCUGUCCUGAUCCUGCACACCUCGAGAUAAGAAGGAACUUUGCAUCCUCACUGUCUUUGGAUUCACAAUUUGCAAAUCAGCAUUGCUGUCAUCCUAUGGCCCCUUACAUUGGCCCUGAAACAUAGCAUAUCUCGCUGAACGCCAGUCUAUGUUUUAUUUAGUGUCUUCCCUAAAACUUCUUUCUUAAAGAUAGGAGUUAGAGUUGGGGAGUAAGCUCUAUAAGAGGACCUGAGUUCAAGCCCCAGAACCCACUCUUAAAAACAACAGGGGGUAGGGCCAGAGGAGAGGGCUCAGCAGUUAGGCUGGGGUACUGCUCUUGCACAUGACCUGAGUUUAGUGCCCGGCACCCAGGACAGGUAGUUUACAACUGUUUGAAACUCCAGGUCCAGGACUCUGGUGCCCAAUUCUUGCCUCUGCAGACACCUGCACUCAUGUACAUACGCCCACACAAGCACAUGUAACUUAAAAAUAAAUCCUUAAAGAAGAUAGCUAAUGCUGGAGAAAUGAUUCUGCAACAGCACUGGCCACAAUAGCGUGAGGACCUGAGUUCACAUCCCAGCAUGGGAAGAGCUGGGCAUCACCACACACACGAACCCUGGCACUGUGUAGACAGAGGCAGGCGGCUCACCAGUGCUCUCUGGCCCCAAUCCUGCCCCAAGUCCAGUGAGAAAGCCUGUCCAAAGGAAUAUGUCAGAGAGUGACAAAGCAGGAUACCCAGUGUCGUUUCACACCUCUGGUCAUGUGGUACAGGCGCACAGACAGCACCUACAUCUACAUACUACAUCUAUGUACAUAAAGAUAUAACACACACACACACACCAUAUACCACAUCACAUACACUACACACAGAUACACACAUAUAGUACAUAUACGCACAACAUGCACACCACAUCUACACACACAUACACACAUGCAUCAUAUACACACACAUACAUAUGCAGACACACAUACAUAUACAGAAAGCUGAGUUUGCUGGUGGAUCUCUGGGGCUUGCUGGCCAGGCUGGCCUUUAGCAAGUUCCAGACUAGUGAGAGGUCCUGUCUCCAAACAUAAGAUGGAUGGCAUCCAAGAUUAUUCACUACCUUCCCUGUCCUCUCAUGCUCCCACCCUUCCUCCUUCCCUACCUCCCUUUCUUCCUUCCUCCAACCCCACACUAUCCCCUUUCCAUGCAAGUGUACCUGUGCAUGCAGAAACAUGCCCAAAUAAAGAAAAUAUUUUGAAAGUUAAAUUCUUAGUUAGAAAUGUGAAGUUGUGAGAGCUGUGCGGUUAUGCUUGGGCAGAGGUUAGGUCACGCUGGGAGUUACAAGGUGCGUCCUUACCAGUCCACCUGAAUUGUCCAGAUGAAUUGCUGCUUGGCGUAGUUACCUGAACUGAUCUUGAACAUCUAGCCCAGUUGUCCUUCCCUUCGGUAGUCUGUAUUAAAAACAAGAGAGGGAGGAGGUAUGGUGGUGGAGCAGUCAUGGAGGUGGAACACUCAGCUGUGUCCCCCUUUAUUGCCUGGAGGAGUGAGUGGAAGCACUUGGACUGAAUAGCCCUGGCUAUAUCACAUCCUGGCUCUGUCACACCUUGCCUCAUAAUGACAGGUAGACACCCCUCAGUCAAACUUGACCCUUUGUGUUACAGCUAAUACUGGGUGUCUUGGGGGCCUCCCAUCUCUCAUCUCCCAGUUUAAACAGUCUUUGAAAAGCAUACUUUUUAUAAUCGGUUUCCUAAUUAGUAAUUCCACAAGACAAACCUUGGAAGUCCCUGAGGUAUAGGCCGAGGGUUGGGAGAUAUAAUAGAUCCAUUGAUUUUAUGAAGCUUCGUUGCCUGCGGAAAGCGAUGAGAAGCAGGGGUAUAGUGUAAUUCCCACCCCCCUCUCCUGUGGCUCUGUUUUGUUUUGUGUUAUUUUAUUCUUGAAGGUAGGCUUGCGCAUGGCUCUGUCUUGAGUCAUAGCCCCCCUUCCAUGCAUUUUUUGUGGGGUUCAUCUCCUGAUAGCCUUUGCCUUGAGCCCAGCAUAUUCUCCUCAUCAGCUUGGAUGGAUGAGUCAUGCCCCCAGGCACAGCAAGAAGAAACAGGCAGCCAGCCCAUAGCUUGUUUAUUCCUCGUUUUAAUUUCCAUUAUUACGUUUCUCAGGAAAUGCACGCCUUAGCUAACAGUUACUGGAAAAAAUAAAAAAGGAAAAGAAAAAAAAAAGGUAUUUGAGUUCUUGCCAACAUCUGGGGAAGCUGAAUGAGAUGCCUAGAGGAGGGUUGGCCCAUCCUUUGCUUAAAGUUUUCUUUCCUUCUUUUCUUUUUUGUUUUUUUCUGUCCUUUAGCCCAUGAAGAGCAUCAUGCUUUUGAAGGUGGACGUGGAAAACACUAAUUGCACUCUGUAAAGAAUUCUUUGUCCUUUGC